Molecule: messenger RNA, 5951 nt
Organism: Marmota flaviventris (yellow-bellied marmot)
Lineage: Eukaryota; Metazoa; Chordata; Mammalia; Rodentia; Sciuridae
Gene: Fbxo22
Product: F-box protein 22
Biological process (GO): positive regulation of proteasomal ubiquitin-dependent protein catabolic process; regulation of skeletal muscle fiber development; protein polyubiquitination
Molecular function (GO): protein binding
Source: RefSeq, a predicted model, not a curated record
UACAUGCCUGGUAUCCUCAGCUUUCCCUCAAUCUUUUCCCUUAUCCACACUCAGCUGUCAUUUUCUUCAUGGCUGUCUUUAAUUUCCCUAGUUUAAAUAAUCUGUUCCUCCUUUUAUAUACCUAUGGCCUCCUUUUACACAGUUGUCAGGUUAUCUCAUAAGACGUUCAGAGGUAGGACAACUGUAGGCUCAGUUUAUCUGGGCAAUACUCUGCUUGAGAUUUUUCUGUGCCAGUUUCAUCUUUGGAUUGAAUGUCAUGUCUGGACUUGCAGUCACGCCUUACUUGGUAUUGGGUUAGAUAACGCUCGUUUCUGAGUGUCUCCUUAGGAGAUGAGGAAAUCUUUAGAAGUCCCACUCCACCAAGAACACUGCCUCUUUAAUUUUCCUAGUGCCCACCCCUAAACCAGUGGAUGGUGGAAAGAAUAAAACCAUCCUGAUUAGUUUGGACUAAUGGUUUUCAAAUUUCAGAGAUCCUGGAGACCUUUUAUUUGGAGGCUUUUAAGGUCAAAACUACUUUCCUAACAUAAAAACAUUUUGCCGUUUUCAUUCAUUCUGAAAGGACGGUGGAGUUUUCCAGAGUCUACAAUCCACAUUUCCUGUUAAGCCAGUAAUCAGAUUUUCAAAGUGUAAAAUGAUAUCACAUUAUUUACUACUGGGGGGAGGGAGAUUUGGAAGUCAGUUUUCACUUAAAUUAUCUUAAUACAUAGAAUUAUUUUAAAAUGUUUAAUUUGGUGUCAAUAUUUAAGUGUGUAAAGGUCCUGGAGGCCAAAAAGAGAACCACUAGUUUAGAUCAUCCAAUUUCACACUCUAGCUGGGAGUCAAAUCACGGAUGCCUUAGCUAGGAAGAGCGCUGUUGGAAUGGAUAUUAACAGGUCUACUCCCAUUCCUUCUGUUGUGGUUCUCUUCCUCAGCAUCCAUUAGAAUUGACACAAAGUUUGUUGAAACACAUAAUGCUGUGGCGAUUUAGUAACCUGAGGUAAAGAGAACAUGCUAAACAAUAGUUCCCAGGUGAAUGAUGCUACAGGCGGAGAAACGGUGCAUAGUUUAGGGCGAGAUUCCCCUGUAAUUAUUGGCCACCUUACAAAAGGAGGUACUACUAAUGCCGGCUUACGCAAAACUAAAAAGACUACAAACUAACUACUUUCACUAGGCGCUGAGUAAAGGCGGCGAUUUUUCACAGUAAUUUUUUAAAAAUGUAUCUUGCCAAAAGUUGGGGAUCAUGCUAAACAAGGAUUUUAUAAAGACCAAUAAAUACUGCCUAGUUCCUACACUAAAGGAACUCACGAAUUAGACGAAGAUGUGAACUGGCAAAAUACAGCAGCUCCAAGUACAGUGAGGUUCCGAAGAGAACUCGUUUCUACUGCAGGAGGAAGUUCGGAGCACCAGAAGACGCUCACCCACAACAUUCCAGUACAGACGAGCGUUCUUAACUCCUGCGCCGGAAACCCAGCGGCCAAAGGUCACGCAGAAGCCUUCGCAGCGUCCCUUCCAUUGCCUGGCCGACCGGAAGUGGCGCCUGCGCCUGCGCAGUGUGCGCUUACCGUGGAAUCGUACGCCGGCCUAGCCAGGUGCCUCCGAGCCGCCGUAGUGCUUGUGCGAGCGGGUUGGCGAGGAAUGGAGCCGGUGGGCGGUGGCGGCGACCGCUGCGGCUCCUCCUCCGCAGACCCUCGGAGCACCUUUGUGUUGAGUAACCUAGCGGAGGUGGUGGAGCGUGUGCUCACCUUCCUGCCCGCCAAGGCGUUGCUGCGGGUGGCUGGUGUGUGCCGCUUGUGGAGGGAGUGUGUUCGCAGAGUGUUGCGGACCCAUCGAAGUGUGACCUGGAUCUCCGCGGGCCUGGCGGAGGCCGGCCACCUGGAGGGGCAUUGCUUGGUCCGCGUGGUAGCAGAGGAGCUUGAGAAUGUUCAUAUCUUACCACAGACAGUUCUCUACAUGGCUGAUUCAGAAACUUUUAUUAGUCUAGAAGAGUGUCGUGGCCAUAAGAGAGCAAGGAAAAGAACUACUAUGGAAACCGCAUUGGCACUUGAGAAGCUAUUCCCAAAACGAUGCCAAGUCCUUGGGAUUGUGGCCCCAGGAAUUGUAGUAACUCCAAUGGGAACAGGUAGCAAUCGACCUCAGGAAAUAGAAAUUGGAGAAUCUGGUUUUGCUCUAUUAUUUCCUCAAAUUGAAGGAAUAAAAAUACAGCCCUUUCAUUUUACUAAAGAUCCAAAGAACUUAACACUUGAAAGACAUCAACUUACUGAAGUAGGUCUUCUAGAUAACCCUGAACUUCGCGUGGUCCUCGUCUUUGGCUAUAAUUGUUGCAAGGUGGGAGCCAGUAAUUACCUGCAGCGAGUAGUCAGCACUUUCAGUGAUAUGAAUAUCAUCUUGGCUGGAGGCCAGGUGGACAACCUGUCAUCAUUUACUUCUGAAAAGAACCCUCUGGAUAUUGAUGCCACAGGCGUGGCUGGACUGUCAUUUAGUGGGCACCGAAUCCAGAGUGCCACGGUGCUUCUUAAUGAGGAUGUCAAUGAUGAGAAGACUGCUGAGGCGGCCAUGCAGCGCCUGAAAGCAGCCAACAUUCCAGAACAGAAUACCAUUGGCUUCAUGUUUGCAUGCGUUGGCAGGGGCUUUCAGUAUUAUAGAGCCAAAGGGAAUGUCGAGGCUGAUGCAUUUAGGAAGUUUUUUCCUAAUGUUCCCUUGUUUGGCUUCUUUGGAAAUGGAGAAAUUGGAUGUGACCGGAUAGUCACUGGGAACUUUAUAUUGAGAAAAUGUAACGAGGUAAAGGAUGAUGAUCUGUUUCACAGCUAUACAACAAUAAUGGCACUGAUUCACCUGGGGUCAUCUAAAUAAAGCCAUCUUUAAAGUGGCUUUUGCAGUAUUCAAAGUAUUGACUUUCAACUUCUGCCUUUUCCACAAAAUGGAAACUUGGGAUAUGUAUAUUUCAAAAAAAGAUAACUUUAGCUCUGUCUGUUCUGUAGCUUUGAUAGAUGUUCUGAGAUCACAUUUGGGUAAUUUUUAAUAUAUUAGAUGAAGGACAACUUUGUACACAACACACAACACGAGUUGAAAGCUUUGCGUUGGGCACAAGCAAAGAAGUUGUGGCUGUGUUCACCUGUCGAAGCUGCUGUAUAAGGUGACUUUCAAUAGUCUUCCUGCAAGGAAUGAUCAAAGGGUGAUUUACCAGUGAGAUAAAGAUUUAAGGCAUUCUGCAUCUACCUCUUUGUAUUGGUAAAUGACCUUUUAGCAGAAUCUGGAAGAUAUUUUUUUCCUCCCUUAAUAUCAGAGAAAAAUGAAAUGGGUUGAGAAAUCUUUCUGCUUUCCAAUUUUACCAGUUUUCCCCCCCAGAUACUGUAAUAAUAUAAUUACUUUUUUACUUAUGAUAAAAAUUUAACUUUGUUUUGAUACUCUAAAAGUUGCUCAGUCAGAUAAAAUUGUUGAGAGACUUUUAUAAAUAAAACUAUUUUCCUUAAUAAAGAAAUUCCAAGAGAAGAUUUUUUUCUCAUAUAGUUUCGUAUAGCUAAUUGGCAGACCAGAAAAUUCUAUCACCUUAUUUUGAUUUUAUACCAAUAAAACAUACCUUACAAACUCAUUCAGAUACUUUUCUGUAUUUCAAAAGCAAACUAAUCCUUUGUAAAUGAAAAGCUGGAAUGUAGGUAUUUGUUAGCUGGUCAGUCCUAUCAUUCAAGUUUGAAUUUCUGACACACAAAUAUUUGAGAGGGGCAGAGAAUACCAGUAUCCCCUUAAUAUCCAUUCUUACCUUUUAUUCUAUCACAGUGAUAGAAACAAACAAACAAAGACUACAUUUCUCAGUGUCUCUUGCAGGUAUAAUUGUUUUUUGGCUGAUGAACAUGAUGGGAAAUGAUUCUCUUUUUCUGCCUCUUUUUCUAUCUUGUUUGAAAUGUACAUCUGGUCAUGAACCAUCUUGGAUGCUGCCAAGGAGGCAAUACCCCAUUGUGGAAGAAAACCAGACAGAGAUUCUGGGUCCCUGUAUACCUUUGUUGAAGUACCUCCAUAGCAGAUCUGACCUGCCUGACUCCAGACUGUUUGUUUUACAAAAUAGAAAUCAGCUUGCUUAAGCAGCCUUCCUCUUCCAUCCCUAGGGCUUUAUUGUAUAUGAUCUUAUAAAGUGAGAUAAAUGACGUGGCAUUUUUGUAAUGAUUAGAGGUUUUAACAGGACAGUAGAAAACUUGCAAUAUAAGUAAAAGCAAAUGUAUUAACAUUGUUCCUGAUUUUCUGUCACUUUUCUCCCAACUUUUUACCUCGUAGAUUUUUCUCUUGCUAUUUAUGUGUAUAAUACUUAAAAGGUUCCUUUAUUUUAUGAGUAUUUUAAAUAUUCCUGAAGAGUUACUUCCUUUUGGAGUUCCAGAAAAGUCCAAAGAAAAGUUUGAUUGAGAGAUUUUUUUUAAUCUGUAUUUCUCUUUAGCCAUUUGUUAACUUUUCUAUUUAUUAACUUUUCUGUUAUUUGACACUGAUAUGUAUUAUCAGUUAGCUAGUAACUCCAAAAUCCUAGUCCUUGAAUAUGCUUAAGUAGAAACAUAGACAAAUAUUUUAGAAAUCUUGUUCCUGAUAUGAAUCAGAAUUGGUUGAAUAAUAGAGGAAGGAGGAUUUUAAAAGCUGAAAUUAUGAAUAAAAUAGGCAUGAGAAUUACAUGGAUUUUUAAAAAAAUUAAUACUCAAAAUGUUUUGCUACUUCUCAAAGGAGAAUCUGCCACAGGAUAACUUGCUAAACAUCUGACAUUGUUUUGGGGUUUCUUUUAAUAGGUUAGCCUUUUGGCACUUGUCAGAGACAAUAAAAUCAUUCAAUCACAUGGUUGUAAUCUUAGUACAAAGUAAAAAGGGGAGAACUUGACCCAAUAGAAGUAAUAGUAUAUCUCAAUAACAAAAGCCAUCCUUUCUGCAUCUGAGAGGCUGUGAGGUUGUAUGGAAGUAAUUUAACUAAAGUCAGAGCUAUAUUACAGUUUUAAAAGAUCUGUCCUACAAGCAAGCAUUAAAGAGUAAUUACUGAAAUUCCUUGAGAUGGCAAACCAUUGUAGCCACUUGUGAAACUGCAAAAAUGAUCACAUUAAAAAAAAAAAAAAGAGAGACAUAAAGGUGAAUCCUUACUGUCUUCACAUGCUGAGCUGUCUUAAGAUCAGAUGAUAUGAUGGUUUAUUUAAUCAAGACACUUAAAAACACGGAUUUCUUAUACUUUGAAAACAAAAUCAUUUGUGGGGCUGUAGUUUGCUUUAUAAAAGGCUGCAUCAAGGAACAUGUUUCCAUUCCCUUUGGUCCAAGUAGAAUGAAAACUCUUUAACAGCCAAAUAGAAAUAGGAGAAGGAGGGAAGGUGGACCUGGGGAUAUACUCUGUGGAAUGAUGUAACAGUAGGUUGUUUCAUUACGAUUUUUUCAGUUUUGCUUAAAAUUAAAAGGAUCAUCUCAACCCAUGAAGCCAGAGAGCAAAAGAUUUGCCAUGAUUUACACUGCACAUUUAACAAAAAAUAAACGUGCAAAGAAUUAUAUUGCAAGAAUAAAUUUACAAAUCUAGAACUUUCUAUGUAAUCUGAAGAACCUUUCAAGUAAAAAUAUAAUUGCUUUUGUCAUACCCAUACGGUCUGGUCCAAAUUAGCAUUGCCAUAAAAUCAGUUUUAAGGGAAACAGAAUACCCCAAAUUCCCCUGAUGGUAAAUCAUGAGAUUCCACGAUUGAUUUGAUUUUCAGUUGUAAAAACUGAAUAUGAGUCGGCUUAAUGAAAAUGUUAAAUGAAAUCUGUAAUAACAUCUUUGUUUGAUGAACAAAAUAUAUAUGUAGAGUGUACUAGAAAGCUAUUUUAACGUGGGCCCUAUAUAAGUUAGGAUAAGUAGUCAAGUAUUUACGUUAUUUUUAUUGUAUAUAUUCACUUCUGCCCUGUGCCACAACUGAAGACUAGUUACUAGAAUGUAUGCAACUGUAAACACUGGCAGAAGCCAAUAAAUGUCUUAAUGUUUUGGUGCUAAGA